AUUCUAGAGUACAUACUUAUCCCUCUACCAUGCCGUGCAGCGUUACCGCAAGGUAGGUACAUAUCACAUCGAAACUCUCCGAUCGAUCAUCACGCCGCCACGCUUACCUUCUUGCCCGCGCUGUUGGCCCAGGCCGCCAGCUUCUCCAGGAGCGCGUCGCCGUCGAUGCCCGAGCCGUCCGCGACGUCAACAGUCACUUUCUGCGUUUCGAGGUCCGGCUCCACCUUAUUCACGCCGUCGACCUUCGUGAGGAUGCGCGUGAUCGCGCCGGAGCAGCCGCCGCACCUGCGCGUUCGAUCGUGUCCGUCCCGCGUUCGACGCGACGUUGUAAUUGCGUCUGCUCGAUGGCGUGGA
This is a messenger RNA of Pelagomonas calceolata, 354 nucleotides long. The record is from the annotation of a GenBank genome assembly. NCBI's taxonomy places the organism in Eukaryota, Pelagophyceae, Pelagomonadales, Pelagomonadaceae.